Molecule: messenger RNA, 734 nt
Organism: Fonticula alba
Lineage: Eukaryota; Rotosphaerida; Fonticulaceae
Exons: 4
Coding region: 80-529 (149 amino acids)
Biological process (GO): microtubule-based movement
Cellular component (GO): cytoplasm; cytoplasmic dynein complex
Molecular function (GO): dynein intermediate chain binding
Source: RefSeq, a predicted model, not a curated record
CCCUCCCCCUGCUGCCUCCCCUUCCCCCUUCAUUUCUCCCGCCCCCCUCUCUGUGGAUCGCGCUCUCCCUCCUUUCGUGAUGGCCUCCUUCUCUGAGCCCUUCGAGGAGACCCUGCGUCGCUUCUCUUCCCGGCCAGAUGUGGCCGGGGUUGUUGUUCUGUCAACCAGCCCGCCCAAGCACUCGGCAGCCACAGACGACUCGACGCCCUCGGCCACCCCGGCCCCGGGCCGCGCCCUUGAUGCCGGCCCCAGCCCGGACUCCCUUCUCGAUACCUCAGACCACAUCACUCGCGAGGGGACGCGCUAUUGGAUCGUGCAUUCCACAUUGCCGGGGGAGCUGCGCCUCCGAUAUGCGACCCUUUUCUUCGAGCUCGUUGGUCUGGCCUCCUCGGCCAUCACGUCGGCCGAUCCCACGGAUGAGCUGGCCUUCAUGCGCGUCAGGACAGCCAAGUGGGAGUUCCUCAUCGCCACAGAAAACGAGUAUGUCCUCAUCGUUCUCCAGAGCCAAUCCACCCCGAAGAAGGGCUGAUGCGCUUCUUCCAGGCAUGCGCGUCUCCUCCCCCCCCCCCUGCGGGAACGGGAUCUCGGAGGCAGUCUCCUCUCUCCUGCCUGCUGCGCGGGGAGGAACAAGCAGGAGGAGACGACGUGAGGCCCCCCGCACGCGGGGGCCGGCCGCCGGACAUUUGUGGGAUCGCCGCCCCCUCUCAAAAAUGCAAUAUACCCCCAAAUCACCC